AUGCAUCUGAAUCCCGAAGAAUUCAAUCCUCGUGUCCAGUUAAUCCCCCAUGCUUUUGAUCAUUAUGCGAGAGUGAAACCGGACGCGAUCUACGCGGAAUAUACGGUCUCUCCCCUCAGCUAUGAACACGGUUAUCGCCCCAUUACCUUCAGUGACUUUUCCAACGCUGUCAAUGGCUUAGCGUGGUGGCUAACAGAGACCCUCGGCCCCGGAGAUGGGGAGACGCUGCCUUACAUCGGUUUGAAUGACGUGAGAUAUCCAGCCUUGAUCAUAGCAGCUGUGAAAGCGGGCUACUGUAUAUUCGUUACAUCGCCGCGCAACAGUGUAGCCGCGCAGGAUCACUUGUUUAAGCAAUUAAACUGCACGAAACUCCUGACACCGGCUCCCAGGCCUCCACCUGUGGCAGCUCUUGUAGAAAAUUUGAAGAUGGAUUUUUUUGAAAUUCCCAGUGUCGCUGAUUUGCUUAGCAAGAAGUACCCUGAGUUCGAAUAUAGUCGUACUUAUCCGGAUCAUGUACAAGACAAAGUUGUUGUUAUUCACACAUCGGGCUCCACUGGUAUGCCAAAGCCUUUAUUUUACACUCACGAUUCGUUCCACAAGACUCUGGAAAUGGGUAAUCUCAGUGCCCCGGAGGGUUAUGAAUCUCAGAACGACUAUAUGCAUGGUAAGCGCAUGUUCUUGACAUUGCCCGCGUUUCAUGCGGCCGGUGUGGCAUUCAUGAUAUCAACAAGCCUUGCCAUGGAGAUCACAUUGAUUAUCCCAACAACAGGUGGUCUUCCAACCGCAACAGCGCUUGCUCAAGCUGCGAAACUCACUCGCAUCGAGUGUGCUUUCGUUGUUCCAUCCAUAGUACAAGAGCUAGCCCAAGACUCUGAGCUCUUAGCCGAUUGUAGUGAACACCUGAAUCUUCUAGCGUAUUGCGGUGGUGAUCUGCCACAGUCUAUUGGCGAUAUCGUAGCCUCUAAAAUCAGACUGGUCAAUCAAUACGGUGCCUCUGAGGUCGCAUUACUGCACUCAAUUCACUCAAAGACAAAUCGAGAUCCUCGCAAAGAUUGGCGUUAUGUUCAUUUUCACCCACAGACAGGGACCGAAUUUCGUCCUGUCACAGACGGUGAAUCCGAAUUAGUUGUGGUACGGAGCCCGGAGAAACAGAAAUAUCAGGUGCCUUUCACUAUGUAUCCUGACCGGCAAGAAUAUCACACAAACGAUCUCUGGAUACGCCAUCCUGAUCCACAUAAAACUGAUUUAUGGCGCUGGAGCUCUCGAAUGGAUGAUAUAAUUGUGCUUCUAAAUGGGGAGAAAACAAAUCCGAUAUCGAUGGAACAGCAUAUAGUUGCUUCCAAUGCCGAGAUUUCAGGAGCUCUAGUGGCAGGKGCACAGCGAUUCCAGGCCUGUCUCAUAAUUGAGCUCAGUGCAGAUUACCUAACGAGCUUGGGAACAAGUUACCAGGGUAAUCCGGGUGAGCGCAUGGCGAUGAUCGAGAGAUUUUGGCCCAGUAUUGCCGAAGCAAAUGCCUCGUGUCCCGCCCAUGCUCGCAUCGCGAAGACUCACAUUCUGUUCACGAGUCCAGACAGACCGAUGCUUCGCACUGGCAAGGGCACAGUUCAGCGAGCUGGAACAUUGAGGCUGUAUGCUCAAGAGCUAGACGAAUUGUAUGAUCUUGCUGAAAAGCUGGUCUCAACAGAAGACAGCGAGACUAGGGGCCCUGGUUCGACUGAUGAUACCCAGGAGCUUUCACAAUAUAUUGUUCAAACGUUGUCAAAUAUCACGAAGUGGAAUCCGAACGAAAUCAACGAGACAGACAAUUUCUUUUCUCUUGGUCUUGACUCACUGCAAGCUAUUACUGCGUCACGCCGGUUUAGAUAUGGCCUGGAUUUUCCCCGCUUCACACCGAAUUUGAUUUACCUUAAUCCUUCCGUUGAAAAGCUUGCACAAGCAAUUCGCCAGGCAAGGAAUGACAUCAAAAUUUCGGAAGAGAUCCAGGUAGAAACCCAGCUUAAAGAGAGAAACGACAUUCUUCUCGAGUAUGCUCAAAAGAUCAACACUGUCCCAAAACAUACGGUUAUUUUGACAGGCUCAACUGGUAACCUUGGUACAUACAUCUUGAAUGUCCUACUUCAUCAUCCUUCUGUGGCGCAUAUUCAUUGUCUAAAUCGAAGAGUUCCUACUACCGAUAGCACGUCAUAUGGCAAUCAUUUCGACCCGGAACGGGUUAGCUUCUGGAAAACAGAUAUUUCUCACAAUGAUCUAGGGUUAUGCCCAGAGGUCUUGGAAAAGUUAAAGGAAGAAACUACGUUGAUCAUUCAUAAUGCUUGGGCCGUGAACUUCAAUCUAUCCCUUUCUUCUUUCAAGCCCCACCUUUCAGGCGUGGUCAAUUUGAUUAAUUUCUGCCUGUCAGCUGCCAAAUCCCCGCAUUUCUUCUUUCUCUCCUCAGUUACCUCUGUUUUGGGUCAUCAGAUCGAUUCGUAUAGCAUUCCAGAGGCAGUCAUUGAAACAAAUUCUCCCGCGCCUAACGGCUACGGCAGCAGCAAAUAUAUAGCCGAACAACUGCUUCUUCAUGCUGCGCGAAGUAGUUCUUCUACAAGCAUGUCACUCGCUCGAGUCGGACAAGUCGCGGGUGCCGUUCAAUCACCCGGUCUAUGGAACAAGAGCGAAUGGUUGCCAAGCCUCAUUCUGAGCUCAUUGCAUGUCGGUGCCAUCCCAGAUAAUAUUGGCAUUACUCUCGGCCAUAUCGACUGGAUGCCUGUCGAUUCUUUAGCAGAGGUGCUUGUGGAGUUGGCUUUGAGGAAUGACCCCGCUAUUCCAGACAGACCUGUCAAUGUUUUCCACCCGAUGAAUCAACAUCCUCUUACCUGGGGAGACAUUCGUGACUUAUUUUCCAAGGCUCUCUCGCGGCGCUCCGGUAAAAAGAUUAAGACAAUUCCGCUCGCGGAUUGGAUUCAACUAGUACGAAGCGAUAUAGAGUCCGCUUCGAGGGAUGUGGACUUAAAGGCGCUGUUGGCUGUGAACCCGGCUGCUAAGUUACUGGAUUUCUUUGAUGAUGCAUUAAACAGUCAGUCAGCGGGCUAUUCGUUGGAUGCUACUAUAACAGCUGAACGGAGCGAGAAGCUACGAAAUGUCAGUGCAAUUAAACCUGAAUGGAUUGAAAAGUGGGUUACAGAAUGGUUGCAGUGA
This is a messenger RNA of Talaromyces amestolkiae, 3174 nucleotides long. RefSeq lists its product as uncharacterized. Bases 1 to 3174 code for a protein of 1057 amino acids. The transcript has 4 exons. Lineage: Eukaryota; Fungi; Ascomycota; Eurotiomycetes; Eurotiales; Trichocomaceae. The record is from RefSeq and is a predicted model, not a curated record.